Messenger RNA from Striga asiatica, 504 nucleotides. The record is from the annotation of a GenBank genome assembly. Lineage: Eukaryota; Viridiplantae; Streptophyta; Magnoliopsida; Lamiales; Orobanchaceae.
AUGACCUCCAAUAUUAAUAUUGAUAUCCAGAGAACCCAUUCUUUCACUUUUGAUGACCCGAGGGUUUUGGACCCCAUUUCUGAAAGCGACAAAAAGAGCUCCUAUCCUUUUCUUUUGGUGGAAUGGGAUCUGAAGUUUACCCAGGACAGAAAGAUAGAGGCUCGUACCUCGGGUCUUAGCGAUCGGGUCUUACCUGGAUUCGGGUUGAGGAGUACAAAUACCUGCCUGCUCUUUGGAUCGGGUAUUCGUGGAUCUUACCUCAAGGGUUGGGCUAGAGCGGAUACAGAGUCUGAGGUCUUCGAUCAGGUUGUUCAAUAUGGAGAUGGAGAUUGGAACGUUAUUGCACAUUUCCUAGGGUCGUUCCUGGGGUCGGAAGAUAGCAAGGGAGUAAGGAUUAGCAAGUCCGGUCGGAUGGGAAAGCCUGGGUUAGGUUCAGGAGUAGACACCCGGAGACAAGGCGUGGAGAUUAGCAGUUGGGUUGGGAAAUCUGGUAAAGCGGACUAA